CUCUUCUUCCUCCUUAAACCCUAAUUUCAUUCAUCCCCAAAACCCUCUCAAUGACCACCACCGCCGCAGAGCAAUUCGAUCCAUCAACGCAAACCACGAGAGUGAGCCCCAAGACAGUGGACGACGCAAUCAGCUCUCUACUCAAAUGGAAAACCGAGAAAUCAAAAACAGAGAAGCCUCAGCUCCUCGAGCAAGACGAGUUCGUCUACCUAACCGUCACUUUGAAGAAGAUCCCGCAAACAAGCCGCACGAACGCUCACCGAAUCCGAUUACCUCACCCGCUUAUCAACACGGAGGAAGAGUCCCCCGAGCUUUGCCUCAUCAUCGACGACAGACCUAAAAGCGGCCUCUCCAAAGAAGACGCGGUUAAAAAGAUCGAAUCGGAGAAUAUUCCGAUUACCAAAGUGCUCAAGCUCUCGAAGCUCAAGACGGACUACAAGGCCUUCGAAGCGAAGAGGAAGCUUUUCGACUCGUACGAUAUGUUCUUCGCGGAUCGGAGAGUGAUUCCUAUGCUUCCGAGGCUGAUCGGGAAGAAGUUCUUUGUUCAGAAGAAGAUUCCUUUGCCGGUGGAUCUGAAGCAUAAGAACUGGAAGCAGCAGAUUGAGAAGGGAUGCGGCUCCGCUAUGUUUUUCGUUAGCACGGGGACGUGUAGUGUUGUGAAAGUUGGGAAGUUGUCGAUGGAUAGCGACGAGGUUGUUGAGAAUGUGAUGGCGACGCUAAACGGCGUCGUUGAGGUGUUGCCUAGUCAGUGGAAGUACGUUCGGUCUUUGCAUUUGAAGCUGUCAGAGAGCGUUUCGUUGCCGAUUUAUCAGUGUGUGCCUGAUUUGAAGCUGAAGAUUGAUGAUUUUGAGGAGGAGAGUGGUGUUACGGAAGAGAAGAAGAAGAAGAAAGGGAAGAGUGAUGGUGUGAAGGGGAAAAAGAAGAAGGGUAGGAUUCAUGAGGUUAGAUGUAUGGAUAGUAAUGUAUCUGAGGUGCUUGAUGAAGAUGAGGUUAGUAUUGAGUCUGGUGGUGUUAAGGAGAAGAAGAAUAAGAGAAAGAAGGAGGUAAGUGUGGUUGAUGAUGAUGCUGAGAAACCGAAGAAGAAAGUUGCCAAGAGUAAGCUGAAAGAGAAGAGAAAUAGUGGGUUAAAGCCGGAGAAGAAGACAAUGGUUACAAAAGGUUUGAAACAAAAGAGGAAGAAGACUGUGCUUAGAAGUUAAGGUAAUGGAACAUCAGAGGAUUAGAUCUUUAAGGUUUUUGCAUCUUUUUCAAUUAAGUAAUUGUAUGUUUUAUCGUAAUGCUGAUGAUAUUUUAGGUUCUCUUAUAUCGUCUACUGCUUCUCGUGUUGUUUGGUGGAGGAAACAUACUUAUGUUACCAGUUUUGAUUUUUUCUUAUUUAACUUAUUUUGU
Molecule: messenger RNA, 1389 nt
Organism: Brassica oleracea var. oleracea
Lineage: Eukaryota; Viridiplantae; Streptophyta; Magnoliopsida; Brassicales; Brassicaceae
Product: ribosomal L1 domain-containing protein 1-like
Exons: 1
Coding region: 51-1199 (382 amino acids)
Cellular component (GO): 90S preribosome
Source: RefSeq, a predicted model, not a curated record